Messenger RNA from Rhizoctonia solani, 1689 nucleotides. RefSeq names its product carbon-nitrogen hydrolase. The record is from RefSeq and is a predicted model, not a curated record. Gene Ontology annotation, molecular function: protein-N-terminal asparagine amidohydrolase activity; protein-N-terminal glutamine amidohydrolase activity. Lineage: Eukaryota; Fungi; Basidiomycota; Agaricomycetes; Cantharellales; Ceratobasidiaceae. Gene Ontology annotation, biological process: protein catabolic process. The transcript has 20 exons. The coding region runs from base 1 to 1689 and encodes 562 amino acids.
AUGGAUAUCUCACACAGUGUGGGCCCCAUUCUCUUGGGCGCCAUAUUCAACUCGCUGCUCUUGGGCGUCAUGAUUGUCCAAUGUCAAACUUAUUAUACCCAUUUUCCGUGUGACCACACGAGGCUAAAGUUCUUGGUUACUUACCUGCUAAUUAUGAACUUGUUCAACACUGGGUUCGAUAUCGCAUUAGCAUGGCAUUAUUCUGUAAAUUUGUUCGGAAACUUCUCAGCUGUUGAAAAUUCAAUGUGGCUCUAUACGAUCGGUAGGUACAAAGCUGCUAGGCUAAUCGGAACUAACGCCGGGGUGUCUACGGACAGAGCCGGUGAUGACUGUCAUGAUUUCGACAGUGGUUCAAGUAUUUUACGCGUGGAGUAUAAGUCGAAUCUCCGGUUGGGUGCUGGGGUGGGGGGAUCUAUCGGUAGUUCAUUGGUCACAGACUUCAAAUUGUUUUAUAGGUUCAGAGCGUCAGUGAUAGUUUGGCUGAGUUUGUCCACAAUAACGGAUAGCACAAUCUCGGUGAUACUGGCAUCAUACUUGCAUAAGCGUCGUACAGGGUUCUCAGCUACGGAUCACCUUAUAUCUCGACUGAUACGACUGGUCAUACAAACUGGCCUCAUAACGACAAUAUGCGCCGUUGCUGACCUGGUUACUUUUCUUUGCCUGAAUGACAAUCUACAUAUUUUCUUUCAGCUGAUCUUGUGCAAAGCUUACACGAACACUCUACUAUCAACACUCAACUCCCGCACCAAAGAAGAUGUAGCCGAACCGCGAACGGUCGAAGCCCAUAGGGCUGUCGUAGUAGCUCGGGGUCAUGGGCUUGAGGCCAAGGUGGAAAAUGUAGAAUACAAUAUACAGAGAGUGAAGGACCGCAUUGCUAGCCUGGAACCAGGAACUGUUGAUCUACUAUGCCUCCCUGAGAUGACUUUUACAGGUUAUAUCUUUCCCACCGCCGAGUCUAUCACGCCGUUUGUGGAAUAUCCAGACAAGAGUCCUUCGAGACAGGCAUGCGCCGAGAUAGCACAACGCUUAAAAUGCUACGUUGCCGUUGGUUAUCCGGCACCAAGUUUAACACCACAGGAAAGCAAGGAGCAAGCAGGAACUGAUGCUUCAGACCCGGCUGGAGAGACAAAAAAAUCCGAGGGUGUGGCGAGGAAUAAUGCCAUCGUUGUGGACCCAAGUGGGCAAAUCAUACACGAGUAUACCAAGACGAACAUGUUCGAAACUGACCUACCAUGGGCUCAACCUGGCAAUGGGUUCACUACCUUCACGACUUCACUGAAGACUCUGGGUACAGUUUCCCUCGCUAUAUGCAUGGACCUCAACCCACAUCCACCAAACGUCUGGUCAUCUGCGGAAGGCCCGUACGAGUUAGCCGACUACUGCAUCGAACGGAACGUCCAAACCCUGAUCUUGCUCUGCGCCUGGCUCGAUUCCGGUGCUUCCCCUGAGGAUACUCAGUUCGAUGCUCAAACUAUUAGCUACUGGAUUGCCAGGCUGAGGCCAUUGUGGCACUUAGGAUCGGACAAGUAUACCGUCAUUAUAUGCAAUCGAACGGGCACAGAGCGAGGCAGCAAGUUCGCAGGAUCUUCCACAGUGUUGCGUAGCCAAACUGACAAGCAUUUGCCAAAAAUCUUGACAGUGAUGGGGAGAGAAGAAGAGGCGGUACGGGUGGUGGAUAUAUCAGAAUGA